Molecule: messenger RNA, 1908 nt
Organism: Phycomyces blakesleeanus NRRL 1555(-)
Lineage: Eukaryota; Fungi; Mucoromycota; Mucoromycetes; Mucorales; Phycomycetaceae
Exons: 9
Coding region: 31-1689 (552 amino acids)
Biological process (GO): protein folding
Cellular component (GO): chaperonin-containing T-complex
Molecular function (GO): ATP-dependent protein folding chaperone; ATP hydrolysis activity; ATP binding
Source: RefSeq, a predicted model, not a curated record
CCCUCCGCCUCUUUAAAAAAAAUCAUCAAGAUGCAGCAGGCACCCGUACUUGUUAUGAACACCAACAUGGAAAGAGAGUCGGGACGUAAAGCCCAGCUCUCCAACAUCACAGCUGCAAAGACCGUUGCAGAUGUCAUCCGUACAUGUCUUGGCCCUCGAUCUAUGCUCAAGAUGCUUCUCGAUCCUAUGGGCGGUAUCUUACUGACAAACGAUGGUAACGCGAUCUUGCGUGAAAUCGAGGUCGACCAUCCUGCUGCCAAGAGCAUGAUCGAGUUGUCGAGAACCCAAGAUGAAGAAGUCGGUGAUGGCACCACAAGUGUCAUCAUUCUUGCCGGUGAGGUGCUUGCACAAGCUCUUCCCCACAUCAAGAACAACAUUCACCCUAUUGUGAUCAUCAGCGCCUACAAGAAGGCUCUUGAAGACGCAUUGAAGAUUGUUGAGGAGAUCUCUAAGCCUGUGGAUGUGACCAACAAUGCAGAGAUGUUGGCUCUGAUCAAGUCUUCCAUCGGUACCAAAUUCGUAAACACCUGGAGUGACUUGAUGUGCAAGCUUGCUUUGGAUGCUGUUCGUACUGUUGCACGAGAGGAAGAGGGUACCGGUAGAACCGAGGUUGAUAUCAAGCGUUAUGCUCGUGUUGAAAAGAUUCCAGGUGGUGAAAUUGAGCAGUCCGAGGUUUUGGACGGUAUUAUCCUCAACAAGGAUGUCACUCACCCCAAGAUGCGUCGUAAGAUCGAGAACCCUCGCAUUAUCCUCCUCGAUUGUCCUCUUGAGUACAAGAAGGGUGAAUCCCAGACCAACAUUGAGAUCUCCAAGGAGGCAGACUGGAACCGUAUCCUUCAGAUUGAAGAGGAGCAGAUCAAGGCUAUGUGCGAUAAGAUUAUUGAAUUGAAGCCUGAUAUUGUGUUCACCGAGAAGGGUGUUUCUGACCUUGCCCAGCACUACUUUGUUAAGAACAACAUUACCGCCAUUCGUCGUGUCCGCAAGACCGACAACAACCGUAUUGCUCGUGCUGUUGGUGCCACCAUUGUGAACCGUGUUGACGACCUUAGAGAUACUGAUGUCGGUACCCACUGUGGUCUGUUCUACAUCGACAAGAUCGGAGAUGAGUACUUCACUUUCCUUACCAAGUGCAAGGAUCCUAAGGCUUGCUCCAUUAUCCUCCGUGGUCCCAGCAAAGAUAUUAUUAAUGAAGUUGAGCGCAACCUCCAGGAUGCCAUGUGCGUUGCACGCAACGUUUUCUUCAACGCAAAGCUUGCACCAGGUGGUGGAGCAACAGAGAUGGCAGUAUCCGUCAGACUUGAGGAGAAGGCCAAGACCUUGGAGGGUGUUGAACAGUGGCCUUACCGGUCUGCUGCUGAAGCUAUGGAGGUUAUUCCCCGUACUUUAAUCCAGAACUGUGGUGCCAAUGCCAUCAAGGUUUUGACCCAACUUAGAGCCAAGCACGCCAACGGAGAACACUCAUUUGGUGUUGAUGGCGAGUCUGGAAAGGUAGUAGACAUGAAGGAUUAUGGCAUCUGGGAACCCAGUGCAGUCAAGAUCCAGACCAUCAAGACUGCUAUUGAGUCUGCAUGUCUGCUUUUGCGUGUAGAUGAUAUCGUUUCUGGUAUCUCAAAGAACAAGAGCCAGGGUGCUGGUCCUGGUGGCAUGAGCCAUGAUGCUGCAGAGGAGAUGAUCGGCGAUCGCGAGUAAAGCAAAAAAGAAAGAAAGAAAAACAAAACAAAACACAACAAAACAAAAAAAGAAGGUGUUGAUAUAUAUAUAUUCCAAAUGUUCUACAGAAAACAUAUACAUUGUUUCCAUAUCAAAUUGUCACUAGUAAAUUUGGCCUGUCGUUUUUUUUUGCAGUUUGACUUGUCGCUUUUAACAAUUUUCACUUGUCAUAUUUAAAAAUUUUCAUUUGUCGCAUUU